CCGAGUGGAAACCGGGGCAGCCCACGGGACGCAGGUUCGAGCGCAAAGCUGAUCCUUCGAACUGCGCUGCCUGCGAGGGGAGCUGGUUGUCGUCAAUCAACCUGUCUGGGGACUUGUGUCUCGAGGUCCUCCUGGGUCCUCCCGGAGCGUCCCAGUAAAUUGAGUAGCCGAGGUUUGGAGACGGCUUUGAAAAGUGCGAGGCCACGAAAGGCCUGAGAGGGAGGGAAACAUUCUUAGCGAAAAUUUGAUUUGCAUUGGGCUUUUAUAUGUAGAACCCUGUUGUCGUGUGCUGUUCUUGACACAGGGGUAAAUCCUCACGUGUUUGAAUUUGCUGCUACAAAAACCUGCAUCUGGAGGGGAGGAAAAUGCUAUUAAAAUUAGAAAUUAAACAACAUUUUCAUAUGAAAUUGGAUUCUGGUUUGGGAGGGCGUCGGAGAGAAUUGAGAUUGAAUGGAAAUAAUUCUAUUGUGCUCGUAGUUUUUGGUUUUUAGUUACUUUUUGUCAUACAAAACUAAUUCUAACUUCUGUUGAGAAGUUUCACUUCAGAACCCUGUGGAUCUGUAGCAGGGGUCUUUAGAAACUCCAAGGUGUUUUUUCCAUACUAGAGUUCCAUUGCUUCUCCCCAGAGAGCCAUGAUCAAGCCCUAUGUUAACAUGAAUUCUACAGAGGAAUCCUGCCCUACCUCCUCACACUGAUGAUGUGGGGCCACUCUGGGAAUUCCUGUUGAGGUCUCACAAGGCUCAGGCUGCGUCAGGAACCCCGUCUCCUGCGUCCACAUCCUGGAGCCUUGGAGAGUUCCUUAGGAGCGGUUGGUUGACUGGGGACCUCUCCUGUGGUGGGAAUAGGGUUGCACCCUCUGAAGAUGGACAGACAUUUAACUCAUGGAGCAGCAACACUUUUGCAUGAAGAGGAGCAGGUGUUGAGGGAAUUUACCUAAUCGAUUUUGUGGAAGUAGUACAGUCCAGGCAGGAAGAAGAAUUUUGAGGAGCAACAGAUGUCCCUUCACUCCCAAGGCUGCAACGGGGCUCGACACCACCACUGUUCUCCCAGGCACCUGGCAAAGCUGAGAAGGUGCCUUCAAGUCUAUGGACCUAAAUCGUGUCAUCAAACUCUUCGAAGAGACUGGUAAAGAUGAUUUGGAAGAAAGACAACUUAAAUCUGUCAAGAAAUUGGUGCAGUGUUAUCAAAAUGGAUUUCCCCUAAGGGAUUUAGCACAGAUAUUUAAAAUUCUGAAUCUAUGCACAGAAAAAAUUAAAACACAGCCCCAUUUUAUAGAACCUGCAUAUAAUAUCAUAAAAUUAUGUGGCUUGCCAUUUUUGAAAAAGAAAGCAUCAGAUGAAAUAACAUAUGCUGAAGAUACUGCUAAUUCAGUUGGACUUUUGGGUGACUUAAUGAAAAUACCAAAUUCUGAAUUGAGGAUUCAAAUUUGUAAGUGUAUUAUUGACUUUUAUCAUGCAGAGCCACCAAAAAAGCAUAUUACAGGUUACCAGCAGGCUAGUUCCUCGUAUAAGAUUAAAAUGGCUGAAGUUGGAGGACUGGCAAAAACAAUGGUUCAGUCGUUGGAGUUGCUUGAAAAUCAACUUGUUGAGAAACUUUGGGUACUUAAAGCUCUGCAACAUCUCUCAACUUCUGAAGUUAAUUGUACUUUAAUGGUGAAAGCACAAGCAGCCAGUGGAAUCUGUGCUCACCUCAAUGACCCAGAUCCCUCUGGACAACUUUUAUUUCGUUCAUCUGAAAUACUUUGGAACUUACUGGAAAAAUCUUCAAAAGAAGAAAUCAUACAACAGCUUAGUAAUUUGAAAUGUUUGCUGGCUUUGAAGGAAGUAUUUAAAAAUCUGUUUAUAAGAGGCGUUAGUCAUUAUGAUCGUCAGCUUAGAAAUGACAUAUUAGUGAUCACAACAAUUAUAUCUCAAAAUCCUGGGGCACCAAUGAUUGAGUCUGGCUUUACCAGGGAUUUGAUAUUAUUUGCAACAUUUAAUGAAGUUAAAAGUCAAAAUCCUUUGGUAAAAGGUGUUAAGGUUUCUAAUUCCUAUGAAGAUUUUGAGUUGAAGAAAUUGCUAUUCAAUAUAAUUGUGAUCCUAUGUAAAGAUUUAUCUACUAUACAGCUAUUAAUUGAUGGCAAAAUAAUUUUGGCUUUGUUUACCUAUGUUAAAAAGCCUGAGAAACACAAAAUACUUGAAUGGUCUGCAGCACAGUAUGAAGAACUACAGCUGCAUGCAAUUGCCACUUUGUCAUCAGUGGCUCCUUUUUUAAUAGAUGAGUACAUGUUCUAUACGGGAAAUGCUCGAGUCCUUGAAUUUCUAACAUGGUGUGACAAUGAAGAUUCCUUCUUUAGUCAUGGUAACAGUUUUCAUGGUGCAGGUGGCCGUGGCAACAAGUUUGCCCAGAUGCGUUACAGUUUAAGACUCUUGAGAGCCAUGGUCUACCUUGAGAAUGAUACUAUAAACAAGGAUCUGUGUGAAAAGGGAGCAAUUCAGCAACUAAUAGGAAUCUUUAAAAAUACAAUCAGCAAGUAUAAUGAUAAGGAAGAGGCCAUUCUUCUGGAAAUUCAGUCUGAUAUUUUACUUAUUUUAUCUGGUCUUUGUGAAUAUCAUAUUCCUGGGAAGGAAAUUUUUGGAACUGGAGGAGUGGAUAUAAUUCUUCAUGUAAUGAAAACAGACCCCAAGAAGUUACAGAGUGGAUUAGGCUAUAAUAUACUUCUUUAUAGUACAUUGGACAGCAUUUGGUGCUGCAUUUUGGGAUGUUACCCCUCAGAGGAUUACUUUCUUGAAAAAGAAGGCAUUUUUCUCCUUUUGGAUUUAUUAGCAUUGAACCAAAAAAAAUUCUGCAGUCUAAUACUUGGAAUAAUGGUUGAAUUUUGUGAUAAUCCCAAAACUGCGGCUCAUGUCAAUGCUUGGCGAGGGAAGAAGGACCAGACAGCUGCUAGUCUUUUAAUUAAAUUGUGGAGAAAGGAAGAAAAAGAACUAGGAGUAAAACGUGAUAAAUAUGGGAAGAUUGUUGAUACAAAGAAACCUCUAUUUACUAGUUUCCAAGAAGAGCAAAAAAUCAUACCACUGCCUGCUAACUGCCCAACUGUUGCAGUUAUGGAUGUUGCUGAGAACAUCAGAGCAAAAAUUUAUGCUGUGUUGGGUAAACUAGAUUUUGAAAAUUUACCUGGCUUAUCUGCUGAAGAUUUUGUCACUCUAUGUAUCAUACAUAGAUACCUUGAUUUUAAAAUUGGAGAAAUAUGGAAUGAAAUAUAUGAAGAAAUAAAAUUAGAAAAGCUAAGACCAGUCACCACAGACAAAAAAAUUUUGGAAUCUAUUACAGCAGCAUCAGAAAAUAUUGGAAAGAUGGUUGUUUCUCUGCAAAGUGAGAUGAUUGAAAGCCAAGCACGCCAAGAUGUGCAAAAUGAACAAAAAGUAUAUGCAAAAAUACAAGCCACACACAAGCAAAGAGAAUUGGCUAAUAAAUCAUGGGAAAAUUUCUUGGCCAGAACAUCAAAUGCUAAAACAUUAAAGAAAACAAAAAGACUUCAAGAGAAAGCUAUAGAAUCCUCUAGAUAUGGUGAAAGACCACAAAAUGCAACAUUUCACAGGACAGAUAUUAAAGGCCUUAAUGCAACAGUGCCCUCUGGUGGGGUAGUAACAGUGGAAAGCACUCCUGCCCGAUUAGUGGGAGGACCUCUGGCUGAUACAGAUAUUGCUCUUAAGAAACUGCCUAUUCGAGGAGGAGCCUUACAGAGGGUGAAAGCAGUAAAAACUGUGGAUGAGCCAAAGAAGAGUGAGCCCACAUAAAAUACUCUAAAGGGUUUUUGUAAUAAAUUCCACUUAUAAUUUUUAGCUAAAUAUCCUUAUAUAUAAAUGUAAAGCAAGCAUUUUAGAGUAAAUAUUUUAGUAAAAUACUAUUAAAAAUAAAAGUAAGGGCAUAUAAUGUAUUUUUACUGAAAAUAUCAACAUAUACUUUGAGAAAAGUUGUCAUCAAUUUCUUUCUAGAGAUUACAGUCCUCUUAACUGAAAAUUGUAAAACAUAUUGUAUCAGUUAAGACUCUUUCAGCUGAUGUGAGCAGCUCCAACUGGUUUGAGCCAAAAAGCAAAACCAAAAAAAAACACAACAAAAAUCAAAUAUAAAACUAAUUAAAGGUAUUGUUGGAUCCAGGAACUGAAACUCUGUGAGUAGGCUCUUCUCUUUUCCUAGAAGCUCCUGAAUUAUAUUCUCCCAGGUUGAUAUCCAGUAGUAAAGAGUGCAUGCCUACCUCUCAACACUCUCUGCAACUGUCUCUGCAUCUUGGGACAUCUGAUUGGCCACAUACCCACUCCUGAACCAUUCAUCAUGACCUUAGCCAGAUCUGAGAACUGCUUACACCCAGAGCCUGAAGGAGGCCAGUCCCAUCUAAAGCAUAUGGGUAGAGUGGGAAAUCAGGAUAAGUACAUAAGUUGUUAUAAAUAUAUGUAAGUAUGGGCAGCAAAAAUUUUGCAGCAAAUAUGUUGGUCAAAGUAAAAGUUCUUCUCCUAUAAAAACCAAAUGUUAGUUAUAAGCUAAACAACAAAAAUUAAAAAUAAAGAUGGUUUUUA
Molecule: messenger RNA, 4553 nt
Organism: Odocoileus virginianus texanus
Lineage: Eukaryota; Metazoa; Chordata; Mammalia; Artiodactyla; Cervidae
Gene: CFAP69
Product: cilia and flagella associated protein 69
Biological process (GO): olfactory behavior; positive regulation of flagellated sperm motility; response to odorant
Cellular component (GO): sperm midpiece; non-motile cilium
Source: RefSeq, a predicted model, not a curated record